GGCCUCCCCGGCCCGCGACCACCACAACGCCCGGAGCCGCGAUGGGCGACUGGAAAAGCUACAUCUGCGCAGUGCUGCGCGACCAGCGCAUCGACGACGUGGCCAUCGUGGGCCACUCGGACAACCGCUGCGUGUGGGCGUCGCGGCCAGGCGGCCUGCUGGCGGCCAUCUCCCCGCAGGAGGUGGGUGUGCUGGUGGGCCCCGACCGCCGCACCUUCCUGCAGGCCGGCCUGAGCGUGGCGGGCCGCCGCUGCUGUGUGCUGCGCGACCACCUGCUGGCGGAGGGCGACUGCGUGCUGGACGCGCGCACCAAGGGGCCGGACGGCCGUGCCGUCUGCGUGGGCCACACGCCGCGCGCGCUGCUGGUGCUCAUGGGCCGGCGCGGGGUGCACGGCGGGGUCCUCAACAAGACGGCGCACCAGCUGGUGCGCGGGCUGCGCUCGCAGGGCACCUAGGCCGGCCCCCCAAUAAAGACCGGCGGGCAGGCCGGCAGGCAA
This is a messenger RNA of Erinaceus europaeus (western European hedgehog), 497 nucleotides long. RefSeq names its product profilin 3 (gene PFN3). The transcript has a single exon. Gene Ontology annotation, biological process: regulation of actin filament polymerization; actin cytoskeleton organization; positive regulation of actin filament bundle assembly. Gene Ontology annotation, cellular component: cytoplasm. The coding region runs from base 42 to 455 and encodes 137 amino acids. The record is from RefSeq and is a predicted model, not a curated record. NCBI's taxonomy places the organism in Eukaryota, Metazoa, Chordata, Mammalia, Eulipotyphla, Erinaceidae. Gene Ontology annotation, molecular function: actin binding.